Prorocentrum cordatum is the source of this 3522-nucleotide messenger RNA. Lineage: Eukaryota; Dinophyceae; Prorocentrales; Prorocentraceae. The record is from the annotation of a GenBank genome assembly.
CCUCAUCCUCAUCCUCAUCCUCAUCCUCAUCCUCAUCCUCAUCCUCGUCCUUUUCUUUCUCGGCCUCUUUCGCAACUGGUGUGACAACACCGCGGGGAAGGCCGAGGCCCCAGCAGCCGACCCUCCCGCAAGCGCUCAUGCAGUGCUGAGCUCGCCCUUCCCGUUGCCCCGCAGCCCCGCCUGGCCCAUGGAGUUCGUCCCGAGCGAGCCGUCCGAGACCAGCUCAAAGACGAAGAAGGAGAAGAAGGACAAGAAAGCGAAGAAGGAGAAGAAGGACAAGAAGAAAAUCGACGAGGAGUUCCCAGACGGCGGCUUCGGAGACGGCGGCUUCGGAGACGGCGGCUUCGGAGACGGCGGAGCCGCUGGCUUCGGAGACGCUGGCGGCUUCGACGCAGAUGCAUCCGGAGCAGGCGCAGCUGCCUUCGGCGGCGACGCGGGCGGCUUCGGGGACUUCGGCGGCGGCUUCGGCGGCGGCGACGCCUUCGGCGCCGAGGGCGGCGGAUUCCCCUCCGCCGGGGACGCGCUCGGCGGCGGGAGCGACGCCGUCUUCGGCGGCGAGGCCGGCGGCUUCGGCGGCACCUUCGGUGCCGGCGACGCCUUCGGCGCAGCGGCCGGCGACGCUCCGGCGCCCAUGGACGCGGCGGCCGCGCCCCCCGCGGACGCCGCGCCCCCUGCGGACGCCGCGCCCCCCGCGGACGCCGCGCCGGCAUUCGAGGGCCCCGUCCUGCGCCUGAGAGUGAACGCCGGGCAGGGCCUCGGCGGCGGUGAGCGCGCCGUCAGCCCGUUCGUCGUGGCGAGCGUGGGCGACCAGGUGUUCCAGACGCCGGAGGUCGCCAGCAGCCCGGACCCGGUGUGGGAGGCCGACAACGAGUUCACGUUCCGGCUCACCGGGGAGCCCCAAGGCCUCACGCUGCAGGUCUACGACGGCGCUGCCGCGGGGGCGCCGCUGGGGAGCGUCGGCCCCACCGACAUCUUCUCCCUGGGCCUGCAACCUGGGGAGCCCCAGGAGUUCCCCGUCACCCUGGAGGAGGGCGUCGGCGCGCUCAGUGUGUCGAUGGUCCUGGAGGACACUGGGGCGCCCUCGUACUCGCCAGAGGAGCAGGAGUACUACGCCCAGCUCUUCCAGUACGUCGACCGUGACGGCAACGGCGUCAUCGAUGGCGGGGGGGGCGCGGCGUUCAUGAUGACGAGCGGCGUCCCAGAGGAGACGCUGAGCAGCAUCUGGCACAUUGCCGACAGGGACCAGAACGGCGUCCUGGACCCGAGUGGAUGGAGCGCGGCCAUGCGGCUGGUGGCGCAUGCGCAGGCUGGACAGGAGCCGCAUGCGGGCCUGGUCGCGGUGCAGCCCCAGGCGCUGCCAGACUUCCAGGGCUACAGGAGACCACGGGGCCCCGACGAGGUCUCCGAGACCGCGCCAGCGGCGGUGGAGCCCGAGCCAGCGGCGGUGGAGCCCGCGCCAGCGGCGGUGGAGCCCGCGCCAGCGGCGGUGGAGCCUGAACCAGCGGCGGUAGAGCCUGAGCCAGCGGCAGUGGAGCCCGCGCCGGCGGCGGUGGAGCCUGACACUUUCGGGGCCACCGACGCCCUAGGCGGGUUCGGAGCCUUCGACGCCAAUGCAGACGGAUUCAUAGACGCGGGGGAGUUCGGAACACCAGGCGAGGUCGGGGAGGCCCUGGCGAGGCAGGUCUCACAGGUCUCAGAGAAGAAGCAGAAGAAGGAGAAGAAAGAAAAGAAGAAGGACAAGGAGGAGGAGGAGGUUCGCUUCGACAUCUCUAGCGACGCCCGUGCCGCCGAGGUGCAUCAGGCGCUGGACCGCGCGAAGGGCACGAGGACGCUGUUUGUCACCAUCAACAACGCGUACAACCUCAUGGGCCGGAACGUGGGCCUGAUGAAGUACACUGGCGGCCUCUCGCGCUCCCCCGACUUCGACGUGGAGCCGUACGUCGUGGUCCAGAUCGGCAAGGUCAAGCACCGGACCCCGUCCGUCAGCAUGGCCUCGGACCCGAACAACCUGAACCCCACCUGGAACACCGGCAACGUCUUCACCUUCUACCUGGAGCCCCUGGACACCUUGCUGGAGCUGCAGGUGUUCGCCGUCUCCGUGCCCGGCGCCGCCCCGUCCUGCCUGGGCAAGGUGCGCGUGGACAUCGACGGCCUGAACAGCGGCCAGUGGCAGAGGCGCCGCGAGAAGCUGCAGGACGACAGCGCCUACGCCCGCGUGGCGCCGGCAACUCCGGAGCUCGAGUUCGACCUCCGCCUGGAGCUCGUGGACUUCGAGAAGGCGGUGCACAACAUGGAGGGGGCGGAGGACACCGCCGCGGAGAAGGUCUCCGACUACAAGCUGCAGCUGCAGGCGGUGAAGGACCACAUGAGGGCGAUGAGGAGGGCCGACGGGGAGGCCGCGGCGCACGUGGCCAGGGAGACCCAGGAGCUGCAGGACGAGGGCGCCGAGGCCCAGGAGGAGUUCGAGCAGAUGGAGCCUGGGGUGGCCCGGCAGGAGCGUGAGAAGCACGAGGUCAUGGGGAGGCUCCGCGAGGUCGAGUACGAGAUCCUCAAGCUGAAGGAGCAGCUCGACGCGGCCCACGGGCAGCGGCGCGGCCUGGACCUGGAGAGCCAGAAGCUGCUCGGGGCCCGCAGCCACUUCGCGGCGCAGCGGAGGUUCUUGGAGGGCAUCGCCAAGCUCGAGCAGCAGCUGCUGGACGCUAUCGUGGACGUCGGCGACCGCCUCCAGAAGUCCAACGACGACAUCGAGGUGGACACCAACGUCCUGAAGCAGCAGCAGGGCGCGCUGCAGCUCCAGGUGGCGAGGGAGAGGGAGCUGGUGCAGCAGGAGGUGCGGAGGCACUCCGAGGCGGACAACAAGCUGCGGCGCAUGCGGCGGGAGAUGCAGGCCUCCGAGGUGGAGUUGAAGGAGGCCGCGAUGCGCGAGAGGUACUUCCGCCAGAUGCAGCAGGACACUGGCACCAACACGUGGAGCCCCGUGGUCGCUGGCGCCGGCUCGGCCCAGGGCGGCAACCCGUUCGGGACACCAUCGAAGGCCGUGUUCGCCAGCGCUGGCGGCGUGUCGCUGGGCAGCCGGCCGGACGUGUGAGAGCCCCGCUCGGCCGGCCAGCCAGCCAGUAUUUGCCAGCGCCGUUUCAGGCCGCUCCUCCUCGGCCUGAAGACCUCAGGCGAGCAUGGAACGGCCAGAGACGGAGGUGCUUCCGCUGUCUACUCCCGACCCUUUCCCAGGGACUGCCCCGCCCAGGGGCUGACAGAUCCGCGAGGAUUGGAGGCCUGGAAAUGCCUCGAGGCCUGCGAGGAGAGCCUCCUGCGCGGCGCGACCUUUCUCGCGACGGCGGGAGGUGUCCGCGCGGUGGCCCGCGCGGGUUGCACGCAGAGCGCGCCAGUCAGGCCAGGGACGCGAGGCCCGCAAAGACCGGUUGCCAAUGCCCGCGGCGCCCGACGGAGAGCGCAGGAUGGUCCCCGACUCACGCCCCGCCUUGUGCUGCCUGCGAUGCUGCUCCUCUUCGCGGCCACGCCUCC